GACGACGCGUUUAUGUGACGCCAUUUCCGGUGUAACUGACGGUCCAGGCGCCGAUUUUUGAAAACAAGACGAAUACAUUUGCGUUUAUUUUCAUUUCAUAAAACGGCUCAGCAUGGCGUCUAUCAGAGACUAUAAUGUAGUGGAGCAGUUCAACAGCCGACUGGAGGAGAUCAGGACCAAACUUCUGGAUCAGGCCAUGGCAGAGGUGCUCAAUGACCGGGCUGCGGAGCUCUGUCAGGAACACAGGCAGUACAUGAAGUCUGUCUUGGAUACUUGCUUUAAGAAAUGUAAGGAGGAUGAAACCAUGUUUGACAUGAUACAUGCUUACAAACAAGAUUUGAAGGAGAAAUCAUCUUUACUGAAAGAAAAGAGUGCUGAACAGCUUGAGGUUGUGUCGGAGAUUGAAGACAAGGAGCAUCACAAAGCACUCCUAUUUCAGAGAAUUGACAAGCUCAAGAAGGAUCAGGCCAGAAACAGGGAAUUGAUUCAGUCCCAAAACAAAGCCAACAAGGACAGACUGAAGAAGCUGAACAAGUGUAAAGACGUCUUUCAGAAACACCUCAGUCUUGAGAUCAGAAAAAUCCAAGGUGAGAAGCUGCAGUUUGUCUUCAGGAACAUCAGUCGUAAAGAUCCAGACAUGGUCCACACGUUCCUCCUCCAGCUUGAUGCAGAGGGCGUUUACCACAUCAUCUCUUGUGACCCUCCAUUGGAGAAAAUGGCACAUCUAGAACGCAGACUGCAGGAGACCAACAACUUUUCCGCCUUCCUCGCUAACGUCCGCAGAGAGUUUGUGGCGCUUCACAGUGGUGCAAAGAUGGCCUGACCGAUGAUCCAUUUAAAGCAGUCAGACCCAGACACAAUAUUUGUAGAUAUCAUUACUAAGCAUAUUGAGCUUUUAUUUACCUUUACAUUUUUUGUACAUUCAUUUAUUGAUUGGUAAUUUUAGCAAUAAACAUAACAAAGGUUUUUAAAAAAGUGCUUUGAAAUGUCUUAAUUUAGUUUUAUACUACAGUGACAAGAAGUUCUAAACCAUUUGCAUUUUGUGGUUUAUUACUGUGCAAAUAAAAUCGAUUUUUUUUUUCACAAUACAAUAGAUUUUGAUCAAAUGUUUUAUAUCCACACACUUGUAUUUCAUUGAUAGGAUUCCCAUGGUCUUGAAACACUUGAAAUCAUGACAUUUUAAAAGAAUAUAUAUAUAAAUAAGUAGUGCUGUGCAAAGAUUAA
Messenger RNA from Pimephales promelas (fathead minnow), 1224 nucleotides. RefSeq names its product SPC25 component of NDC80 kinetochore complex (gene spc25). Gene Ontology annotation, cellular component: Ndc80 complex. NCBI's taxonomy places the organism in Eukaryota, Metazoa, Chordata, Actinopteri, Cypriniformes, Leuciscidae. The record is from RefSeq and is a predicted model, not a curated record. Gene Ontology annotation, biological process: chromosome segregation.